Messenger RNA from Lampris incognitus (smalleye Pacific opah), 2664 nucleotides. RefSeq names its product death-associated protein kinase 3 (gene dapk3). Lineage: Eukaryota; Metazoa; Chordata; Actinopteri; Lampriformes; Lampridae. Gene Ontology annotation, cellular component: cytoplasm; nucleus. The transcript has 9 exons. The record is from RefSeq and is a predicted model, not a curated record. Gene Ontology annotation, molecular function: ATP binding; protein serine/threonine kinase activity. The coding region runs from base 114 to 1478 and encodes 454 amino acids. Gene Ontology annotation, biological process: positive regulation of apoptotic process; intracellular signal transduction; protein phosphorylation.
CUUCCAGUUGGGGAAUAUUUUCACUUGGCUCGGGAAGAAGGAAUGCGGCGCUCGUAGCCGGCCAUAACUGGAGUUUAAGGCUUUGCUCUCAUCGGCGUCCAAGUCUGUAAACCAUGGCUGGCUUCAGGCAAGAGGAUGUUGAGGUCUACUAUGAGAUGGGAGAGGAGCUUGGGAGUGGACAGUUUGCUAUUGUCCGGAAGUGCAAGGAGAAGAGCACCAGCUGCGAGUACGCCGCCAAGUUCAUCAAGAAGCGGCGGCUGUCAUCCAGCCGGCGGGGGGUCAGCCGCGAAGAGAUAGAGCGUGAGGUCAACAUCCUGCGGGAGAUUCAGCACAGCAACAUCAUCACCCUGCAUGACAUCUUUGAGAACAAGACCGACGUGAUCCUUAUUCUGGAGCUCGUGUCUGGCGGAGAGCUCUUCGACUUCCUGGCAGAGAAGGAGUCACUUACUGAGGAAGAGGCAACCCAGUUCCUCAAGCAGAUCCUGGACGGUGUCCACUACCUCCAUUCCAAACGCAUUGCCCAUUUUGACCUCAAGCCGGAGAACAUCAUGCUGCUGGAUAAGAAUGUCCCAAACCCCAGGAUCAAGUUGAUUGAUUUUGGAAUUGCUCAUCAAAUCAAGGCCGGGAAUGAGUUUAAGAAUAUCUUUGGGACUCCCGAGUUUGUCGCUCCAGAAAUAGUCAACUACGAGCCGCUUGGACUGGAGGCAGACAUGUGGAGCAUCGGGGUGAUCACAUACAUUUUGUUAAGCGGUGCCUCGCCAUUCCUGGGGGAGAGCAAGCAGGAAACCCUGACCAACAUCUCAGCCGUCAACUAUGACUUUGACGAAGAGUACUUCAGCAAUACCAGUGAGCUGGCCAAAGAUUUUAUUCGCCGCCUGCUUGUCAAGGAUCCUAAGAAAAGAAUGACCAUUGACGACAGCCUUGAACAUCCCUGGAUCAAAGUGAUCAAGAGGCGGAACGUGCGUCAGGAGGACAGUGGGCGCAAGCCUGAGCGCCGGCGCCUGAAGACAACUCGUCUGAAGGAGUACACCAUCAAGUCCCACUCUAGUAUGCCACCCAACAAUACCUACGUCAACUUUGAGCGCUUCUCACAGGUGCUGGAGGAAAUCGCAGCCGCAGAGGAGGGCCUGAGGGAGCUGGAGCGCAACCAGCGCUCAUGCCGGGACGACGUGGCGGCACUGCUGUCUAUAUAUGAGGAGAAAGAGGGCUGGUACCAGGAGGAGAACCAGAGCAUCUCCAGCGACCUUAGCCACAUCCGCCAGGAGCUGCAACGCACCCAGGCCCAGCGCCGUCAGAGCCAGGAGGAGGCCCGGGCAGCCAUGCUGGCCGCCAACUCCCUCAAACGUAAGUUUGGCCGCCUGGAGAACCGUUACGAGGUCUUGGCGGAGCAGGUGGCUACAGAGGUUCGCUGGGUGGAGGAGCUGGUGCGGUCCAUAUCCGUCACAAGGGACGGCCUCACCACUGGCAGCAUGCCCUGAACCAGGACAUCAUCCCACUGUGACAUUUUUUUCAUGCUCAAAUUUCCUCCUGCCCAUGUCUCUGUAUGCAUUGCAGAGCGGAGUCGAUGUGGGCCAUCAUAAGCUAUAGCUGCUUCCCUCAUAGAAAUCUCUUUAAGGGGAUGUUACAUCCCUUGUAUGUAAUGUUUUAGAGAACCAGCAAGUAGCAAAGAGGCCCUAUACAGACCUCAUUCACUUCAGCAAUUUUCAUAAAAACACCCAUUCCAGUAUUUUUCUAAAUUAAUUAUUAAUGUCAAAGGCUCUUAAGUAAUUUAAUUGUCAUGGAUAGUACUUAACCAAUUUGUAAAUUAUAUUUGCAGUUUAUGCAGUUGCUAAUGCGUUUAUAGUGACAAUGAACACUUUUUUUUCUUAGCAAAUAUUGGUUUUCUGAAAUAAUUUAGGUUCUGAAUUAAUGGGCCAAUGCUUUAAAAGCCAUAGAUGUCUGCUAAUGUGUUCUUGCCUCAGGCGGUUGGCCAGUUAUGUGGGGCAAUAGUCUGCCUCACAAUAUAUACAGCUUACAAUGUCAGGUUUCAUCGAAUUCAGGGGACUGUAGCAAGUCACAAUUCAAUUAUAUGCAUUUCAGCUUUGAAUGCAGGUGACAUUAAAAUGCUCUUAUAUUUUGCAAGUAUAUUAGAAAAAUUAUUUGCAAAGCCUACAAUAUGAGAUACAGUAACAUUAACCUAGUAAGUACAGGAAUAGAUUUGGAAUGUAUAAUAAAUCCAUCUUUGCAGUGCCUGUAAACUGAUAAACCUUAUUGCCUCAGCAAGCACUCAUGACAUAAAUGACAUUUCUAUUACAUGAAUAUUGCUCAUGUCUUAAAUGCAACAACUUUUGCACAGAAGCCUUGUAUACCAAAUUGUCUGCAUGAAAACUAGCUGUCUCUCCUUAUUACCUCUUAGUUUUCAUGACUUCAUGAUUACCAUUGUCACACACUUCAAACAUUCCAUUGAUCAAUACGUUUUACUGUACAUGCAGGCAUCACAUUCCCCAUGUUUAGUAUGGACAAUAUAUAGGAUGUAUCAUUCAGUAGAAAAAUGUACUUAUUUGCACUUACAGCAGUGUCCCAAAUGAAAUUUUAACCAAUCUCCUGGCUGUAAAGGGGAACAACAUUUUAAAUUGAAUAACAAUCUGUCUGGGUUUGUUUCAAAUAAAUCAUUUCAUCACUGUA